AUGUUCAAGUUGAUCACCUUUGCCGCUGCGUUCGCAGCCGGGGUUUCCGCACAUGGAGACCAUAGUCAAGAAGCCUUCAAGGAGGGCCCUCACAAGUCCCUGUGGUACAACACUCUUCCUGGUGAUGGUGGUACCCAGGCCGACUCGGUCUUCUCGGGUAUCUCUACCUUUGGUCGCAUUGAGUACCACCCCUGCCUGGCAAGCGAUGCCCGCAAGUACGACAUUGCUUUCAUCGGCGCGCCCUUCGAUACCGGUACUUCGUACCGUCCAGGUGCCAGAUUUGGCCCCAGUGGUAUUCGCCAGGGAUCGAGACGUCUCAAUCUCUACGGAGGAUUCAACGUCCCUCUCCAGGCGAACCCCUUCAACUCGUGGGCCACUGUCAUUGACUGUGGUGAUAUCCCCGUGACCAGUUACGACAACGAGUGGGCGUUGAAGCAGAUUGAGGAGGGUCACAACAGCAUCUUGAUGCGCGAGCCCGCCUCGAAUGCCCACAUGACCGGGCCCAGCAAGCACGGCAAGACACUUCCUCGUGUCAUUACCCUCGGCGGUGAUCAUACCAUCACGUUGCCUCUUCUGCGCUCCAUGAACAAGGCAUACGGACCCAUCACGGUCAUCCACUUCGACUCCCAUCUUGAUACAUGGAAGCCAAAGGUCUUUGGAGGAGCACCCACCAAGGUUGCUUCUGUCAACCACGGAACAUACUUCUACCAUGCUGCUCAGGAAGGUCUCUUGCGGAACGAUACCAACAUUCACGCCGGUAUCCGCACCACCCUGUCAGGCAUGUCCGACUACGACAAUGAUGGCUACUGUGGUUUCGAGAUUGUCGAGGCUCGUGAGAUUGAUACAAUUGGCAUGGAUGGUAUCAUCAAGAAGAUUCAUGACCGUGUUGGGCACGAGAACCCUGUCUAUCUCUCGAUCGACAUCGACUCGCUUGACCCUGCCUUCGCUCCUGGUACUGGUACUCCUGAGACUGGUGGCUGGACCACUCGUGAGCUCCGCACCAUCAUCCGUGGUCUCGAGGGUAUCCACCUUGUCGCUGCCGAUGUAGUCGAGGUUGCUCCUGCCUACGACACCAACGCCGAGCUGACCACAAUGGCAGCUGCCGAUGUCCUUUACGAAGUCAUGACACUUAUGGUCAAGGACGGCCCCCUCUCCGAGCUGUCCGCCGACAGCAAGAAGGAAUUGAAGUAA
Aureobasidium subglaciale EXF-2481 is the source of this 1191-nucleotide messenger RNA. RefSeq lists its product as uncharacterized. Bases 1 to 1191 code for a protein of 396 amino acids. The record is from RefSeq and is a predicted model, not a curated record. Gene Ontology annotation, molecular function: agmatinase activity; metal ion binding. NCBI's taxonomy places the organism in Eukaryota, Fungi, Ascomycota, Dothideomycetes, Dothideales, Saccotheciaceae. The transcript is spliced from 3 exons.